AUGGCACCCAACAUCCGUAAAUCUCAUCCAUUAAUUAAAAUUAUUAAUAAUUCUUUCAUUGACCUCCCAACCCCAUCAAACAUUUCAUCAUUAUGAAACUUCGGCUCUCUUCUAGGGGUCUGUUUAAUUGCCCAAAUCAUUACAGGAUUAUUCUUAGCUAUACAUUAUACAGCAGACACAUCUAUAGCCUUCUCAUCAGUAGCCCAUAUUUGUUUUGACGUUAACUAUGGAUUAUUAAUUCGCAAUCUCCAUGCCAAUGGACUCUCAUUCUUCUUCAUUUGCAUCUACCUUCACAUCGGACGAGGGUUGUACUACGGCUCUUUCUUAUAUAAAGAAACAUGAAAUAUUGGUGUGAUCCUCCUAUUUUUAGUUAUAGCUACAGCAUUUGUAGGAUAUGUUCUACCAUGAGGACAAAUAUCUUUUUGAGGGGCUACAGUAAUUACUAAUCUUCUUUCUGCUAAACCGUACAUCGGAAACGUACUAGUCCAAUGAAGUUUAGGAGGAUUCUCUGUAGAUAACGCCACUUUAACCCGAUUCUUCGCAUUUCACUUCCUCCUUCCUUUUAUUAUUGCCGGAGCUAGCAUUCUCCAUCUUUUAUUUCUCCACGAAACUGGAUCAACAAACCCAACUGGAUUAAACUCAGACCCAGAUAAAGUACCUUUCCACCCAUACUUCUCUUACAAAGACCUUUUAGGCUUCCUUAUUAUACUUACAGCACUUACUCUCCUAGCCAUAUUUUCCCCAAACCUUUUAGGAGACCCAGACAAUUUUACCCCAGCUAAUCCUCUAAUCACCCCUCCACAUAUUAAACCAGAAUGAUACUUCCUAUUCGCCUACGCUAUCCUUCGAUCCAUAAACAAACUAGGCGGAGUGUUAGCCCUAGUCCUAUCCAUCCUAAUCUUAGCCCUCAUACCAUUACUCCACACAUCAAAACAACGAAGCCUUAUAUUCCGACCAUUUACACAAAUCAUAUUUUGAGCCCUAGUUGCAGAUACACUAAUCCUAACCUGAAUUGGAGGUCAACCAGUAGAAGACCCUUAUACCAUAAUUGGACAGUUAGCCUCAGUAAUUUACUUCUCAAUCUUUAUUAUUAUAUUCCCACUUAUAGGUUGAGUAGAAAAUAAACUAUUAAACUGAUAG
This is a messenger RNA of Xenopus laevis (African clawed frog), 1140 nucleotides long. Lineage: Eukaryota; Metazoa; Chordata; Amphibia; Anura; Pipidae. The record is from the annotation of a RefSeq genome assembly.